AAAUAGCCACUCCCAUGCCGGUCCCUCGAGCGCAGAGAGCAAGAAUGUUCGUUUAUAAAAGAGACGGCCGCAAGGAAAAAGUUCAAUUCGACAAAAUUACAGCACGCGUUUCGCGUCUGUGUUACGGGCUGGACCCAGAGCAUGUUGACGCGGCUGCUGUCACUCAACGCGUUAUAUCCGGUGUGUAUCCGGGUGUGACAACUAUUGAGUUGGACAAUUUGGCAGCUGAAACAGCUGCCACGAUGACUACAAAGCAUCCAGAUUACGCUAUUCUCGCUGCACGCAUCGCCGUGUCGAAUCUUCACAAACAGACAGACAAAGCUUUCUCGUCAGUCGUUCAAAAAUUACAUGAUUGGGUCAACCCCAAGACGGGCAAGCACGCCCCAAUGAUUAGUGACGAAGUUUAUGAGAUUGUUAUGAAACACAAAGACGAGCUGGAUAGUGCGAUCAUUUAUGAUCGUGACUUCACGUACAACUAUUUUGGUUUUAAGACGCUCGAGCGGUCAUAUCUUCUCCGGAUUGAUGGCAAGGUUGCAGAGCGGCCUCAGCAUUUGAUUAUGCGCGUGGCCGUUGGCAUCCAUCACGACGAUAUCGAGGCUGCUAUUGAGACCUACAAUUAUAUGUCACAACGUUACUUUACACAUGCAUCGCCCACUCUGUUUAACGCCGGGACGCCUCGUCCUCAACUCUCUUCCUGCUUUUUGGUCACCAUGAAAGAUGACUCAAUUGAAGGUAUUUACGAGACACUGAAGACAUGCGCGAUGAUUUCCAAGACUGCUGGCGGUAUUGGCAUCAAUAUUCACAACAUUCGUGCCACGGGCUCUUACAUUGCCGGUACCAACGGCACUUCAAAUGGUAUUGUCCCUAUGCUUCGUGUGUUCAACAACACCGCUCGCUAUGUUGACCAGGGUGGAAACAAGCGUCCUGGUGCAUUUGCAGCUUAUUUGGAGCCCUGGCACCCUGAUGUGCUCGACUUUGUCGAACUGCGCAAGACCCAUGGCAAGGAGGAGAUGCGUGCCCGUGAGCUUUUUUACGCUUUGUGGAUUCCUGAUCUUUUCAUGCGUCGUGUGGAGAAGAACGAGCAAUGGUCGUUCUUCUGUCCCAACGAAGCUCCUGGUCUUGCCGAUGUUUGGGGUGAGGAAUUUGAAGAACUCUAUGAACGUUACGAGCGCGAGGGCCGUGCUCGUCGCGUGCUUCCUGCCCAAAAGGUUUGGUAUGAGAUUAUUCGUGCUCAAUCUGAGACAGGUAAUCCUUUUAUGUUGUACAAGGACUCGUGCAACCGGAAGUCCAACCAAAAAAACCUUGGCACUAUUCGUUGCUCCAAUUUGUGUACAGAGAUUGUCGAGUACUCGUCACCAGAUGAGGUCGCCGUGUGUAACCUUGCGUCUAUCGCUUUGCCCAUGUUCAUUCAUGAUGGAAAGUAUGAUUUCCAACAGCUGCACAACGUGGCGAAGGUUGUCACUCGCAACCUUAACCGUGUGAUUGAUGUGAACUACUAUCCCGUUCCCGAGGCACGCCGUAGUAACCUUCGUCAUCGUCCCGUUGGCCUUGGUGUGCAAGGUUUAGCUGAUGCCUUCUUCAAGUUGCGCUAUCCUUAUGAGAGUCCAGAGGCUCGCAAACUCAACUUGCUCAUCUUCGAGACAAUUUAUCACGCUGCUCUUGAAGCCUCCUGUGAGCUUGCCGCCGAAGAGGGUCCUUAUGAGACAUAUGAAGGAUCGCCUGCCUCCCAGGGUAUUCUUCAAUACGACAUGUGGAAUGUGACACCCACUGAUCUUUGGGAUUGGGCAAGUUUGAAGGCUAAGAUUGCUAAGCAUGGCCUCCGCAAUUCGUUGCUUGUGGCCCCUAUGCCUACGGCUUCAACCUCGCAAAUUCUCGGAUUCAACGAAUGCUUUGAACCUUACACCAGCAACAUGUACCAGCGCCGUGUACUUUCUGGUGAAUUUCAGAUUGUGAACCCUUGGUUGCUUCGUGACCUUGUGGAUUUGGGCUUGUGGGAUGAAGAGAUGAAGAAUAAGCUUGUUCUUUAUGAUGGCUCUAUUCAGGCCAUUCCUGAAAUUCCUCAGGACCUCAAAAACUUAUACAAGACGGUUUGGGAAAUCAGUCAGCGUACAGUUAUUGACUACGCUGCUGAUCGUGGUGCCUUUAUCGAUCAAAGCCAGUCUCUCAACAUUCACAUUAAGGAUCCCAGCUUCGGUAAGAUUACAUCCAUGCAUUUCUAUGGUUGGAAGAAGGGUCUUAAGACUGGCAUGUAUUAUUUACGUACGAUGGCUGCAUCUGCUGCCAUUAAGUUUACUGUUGACCCUCUGUCAGUGAAACAAACAAACUCUGCUUCUGCUCCCUCUCCGGCACCGGCUUCUAUUAGACCUAAGAGCAGUGCGUCUGUUUCUGCCGUCAACAAAAACGAAAAGGAAAACGAGCAAAACAGCUCUGAUAAUCAAGAGAAAGUCGACAUCUAUAACUCUAAGGUCAUUGCCUGCAGCAUAAAAAACCCAGAGGCCUGUGAGAUGUGCAGCGCUUGAGUGGUCGACUGCGUCCAGCAAAAAGACCUAUGUACAGCAAUACCCGUCAGACAGCUCGGUGUAGGGUCCUGGCGAAAAUAAACUCUAACAAGUAUAGGAAUGAGGCAGGUUUAUCCGAGCUUGUUAAGUUCUUUCUGUCGUAUUAAUAAUGAUUUAGAUUGGUUAUGUUAUAGAUGUUUUGUUCAA
Molecule: messenger RNA, 2705 nt
Organism: Schizosaccharomyces japonicus yFS275
Lineage: Eukaryota; Fungi; Ascomycota; Schizosaccharomycetes; Schizosaccharomycetales; Schizosaccharomycetaceae
Product: ribonucleoside reductase large subunit Cdc22
Exons: 2
Coding region: 15-2519 (834 amino acids)
Biological process (GO): dCDP biosynthetic process; dTTP biosynthetic process; CDP metabolic process
Cellular component (GO): ribonucleoside-diphosphate reductase complex
Molecular function (GO): nucleotide binding; ribonucleoside-diphosphate reductase activity, thioredoxin disulfide as acceptor; ATP binding
Source: RefSeq, a predicted model, not a curated record